Messenger RNA from Dioscorea cayenensis subsp. rotundata (Guinea yam), 1593 nucleotides. RefSeq names its product translation initiation factor IF-2-like. Gene Ontology annotation, molecular function: DNA binding. NCBI's taxonomy places the organism in Eukaryota, Viridiplantae, Streptophyta, Magnoliopsida, Dioscoreales, Dioscoreaceae. The transcript has a single exon. The record is from RefSeq and is a predicted model, not a curated record. The coding region runs from base 1 to 1593 and encodes 530 amino acids.
AUGAGCGAGAACCAGACACCUCUCAAUGCCGGCCAGCAGACAUCACCGGUGGCUCCCGGCAGGGGAGCAUCGAGACGUGGACGUGGGGGUGGUCGUGGACGUAGCCUUGGUCGUCCACCGGCUGCUCGAGGGUCCUCCCGUGGUAGACGUCGUCGUUCACUGGCGAGCUCAAGCAAUGGAGCAAGAUCGACUUCUCAAGAACCUCUCAAUGCCGCUGGCGGCAGAGGAUCAUCAAGACGUGGUCGUCCACCUCUCAAUGCCGCCCAGCAGACAUCACCGGUGGCUCCCGCCAGGGGUUCAUCAAGACGUGGACGUGGUCGUCCUCCGUCUGCAAGAGGGUCGGCACGUAGCAGAAGUCAGGUGGAUUCCGGCAAGGAGACACGAGUUGGUAGUGAAUGGAGAGGUCGAAGUCGUCCACCGGGUAGUCGGAAGAGGCGGUGCAGCACUGUUGAUGGAUCCGCCGGUAGAAAACGUACUAAGCGUGACACGAGUAAGCCAUAUGCUGUGGUGACUCCCAUUAGGGGCUCAUCAAGACGUGGACGUAGGCUUGGUCGUCCACAGACUGCUCGGGGGUCCUCCCGUGGUAGAUGUCGUCGUUCACGGGCGAGUUCAAGAGACGGAGUAAGAACGAAUUCUCAAGAACCUCUCAAUACCGCUCGCGCCAGGGGAUCAUCAAGACGUGGACGUGGACGUCCAACGGGUUCUCGAGGUCGUCCCCCGAGUGCACGAGGGUUGGCGCGUGGUAGAAGUCAGGUGGAUUCCGGCAAGGAGACAGGAGUUGUUCAUCCACGGAGAGGCCGAGGUCGUCCACCGGGCAGUCGAAAGAGGAGGGGUAGCACUGAUGGUUCCGCAGGGAAAAAACGUGCUAAGUGUGAUACGAGUGAGUCAUCUUCAGCCGUGACUCCAGCUAGAGGGUCAUCAAGACGUGGACGUGGUCGUCUACCAGGGAAUGCAGUAGCUUCUAACGGCCAGCAGGCUCUAAUUGGGAGUUCUGGCGAGGCGACUAAAGUUGUUGAGAAUCCGGCCAGUGCAGGAGCUUCCGAUGGCCAGCAGGCUCCCCUUGCAGGUUCUAGCCAAGGGAAUGAAGUAGCUGCGAAUCCGGCCAUUGAAGGAGCUUCCGACGGCCAACAGGCUCCAAUUGGGAGUUAUGGCGAGGCUACUGAAAUAGUUGAGAAUCCGGCCAGUGCAAGAGCUUCUGACGGCCAGCAGGAUCCCCUUGCUGGUUCUGGCCAAGAGAAUGAAGUAGCUGCGAAUCCGGCCAUUGAAGGAGCUUCCGACGGCCAACAGGCUCCCCUUGCAGGUUCUGGCCAAGGGAAUGAAGUAGCUGCGAAUCCGGCCAUUGAAGGAGCUUCCGACGGCCAGCAGGCUCCCCUUGCGGGUUCUGGCCAAGUGAAUGACGUAGCUGCGAAUCCAGCCAUUGAAGGAGCUUUCGACGGCCAGCAGCCUCCGCUUGCGAAUCCGGAUAUUGCAGCAGGUGGCGGGCAUGAGGGAUCACCCGACUAUAACACAUUACCGGCACUUACUCUUGGUGACGUAGGAAUCGUCGGACGUAAAUCCAAGGAUCACCUUCUACCAAAUCCAAUCAUUGAGUGA